Cuscuta campestris is the source of this 1045-nucleotide messenger RNA. Lineage: Eukaryota; Viridiplantae; Streptophyta; Magnoliopsida; Solanales; Convolvulaceae. The record is from the annotation of a GenBank genome assembly.
AUGGCGAUGCACGAUUACGUGUUCCCUCACCGCACGCGAUUAGUUCCUCUUCUGCGGUGGAGAUAUGCCGUCAUCCCUGUAUCGCACUAUGGACCAAAGCGGCUUCGGCGGCGGCCACCGGCCGGGCCGAUCCCCGUCGACGGAUCGAUUCCUCGGCGUUUUCUCGCCGCCGAAGGCCGAUUCCGCGAUUGGCGGCGGCUGUGAAGCGGAGGCCUCGUCGGGCGGAGGUGAGCUCAAUGAAGACGACGUCCUCUGGACUGGACCGGACUUUACGGAACCUCUGCGGCGUUCCAAUUCCUCCAACCUGAACAGUCCGCGGCAAGGUUUUGAGAAACCUGAGAAAUUCGGCAUCCUCGCCGCGUUGCCGGAGGAUCUACGGAAAGCCGGCCGCUCUCUGAUCUAUCAGAAGCACGCCACGGCGUCGUUUGCUCGGGAUUUGCCUUCGAUUCCGAAGCCUACGGCGGAUAGGGAGCAAAGCCACGGAUAUAACCGCAACUAUUCCCAGUCAAUGCCGGCUGCGAAGUUCCAGCACUCGGCCCCGAUGAAAGUGCCGAUGAUGCCGAAGAAGGCGACGAGGAACGGCGGACUUUGCGAUGUGGAGGUUGAUGAUGAAGACGCCGAUGAUGAAAUGCUGCCGCCUCACGAGAUCGUCGCUCGAGGAUCGGCUAUGUCUCCCAAAACCACUUUCUCCGUCCUGGAAGGAGCCGGCAGAACGCUCAAGGGGAGGGAUCUUCGUCAGGUUCGCAAUGCCGUGUUUCGUCAAACAGGUUUCAUCGACUGAGAACAAUAGAUAAAAACCAGUGAUCUUUGCUCUGCCAAUUCGACUGAGAAGUUCAAAGUUUUCCAGAUACAUUUCAGUCAUCAAGUUGAUUGCUUCAUUAGAUUUCUGGAGAUACAGUGUAAGAAAGUUUUAUUCAUACCUCCUCCUUUUAGUUUGUAAUUGUUUCCAUUAGUUUGUCUAUGUGUAUCUGUGAAAAUUUACAGUGUUCAUUCAAUUCCUUGAAGAAAUACAGAAAACUUUGAUCACUAACCUGAGAAUCUUAUA